AUGGGCUUUGCGCCUCUCCUGUUUGCCUCUUUGAUGUCGCUCGCCGGUGUGUGCUCCGGAGGCUCGGACGCGCCCCGGGGCGUCGCGGUCGGCUUCGUCUUUGACCUGAAAGCGAAGUGCGAGCCGCCGUGCGAACACGCCGGAGUCUGCAUCCGCAACAACACAUGCUUCUGCUCCCGGGGCUACGAAGGAGAGACCUGCCAGUAUGCCAACUGUUAUCCCAAAUGUAAAAAUGGAGGAAUGUGUCUUCGCCCUGGAAAAUGCAGAUGUCCUCCUGGAUUUGGAGGAAGAUAUUGUCACAAAGUGACGUGCGAUGGGGGAUGUUGGAACGGAGGAGAAUGCACCGCUGUCAAUGGCGUGGCCAAGUGUAUCUGCCCUUCAAGCUGGGCCGGAUCAAAAUGCCAAGAGGCAAUGUGUCCCCAGGGCUGCAGGAAUGGAGGGCUGUGUGUGGCUCCAGGAAUCUGCAGCUGUGCGGAGGGAUGGUUGGGUGGUGCCUGCCAUAUGGCUGUAUGUAGUCAGCCCUGCUUGCACGGAGGGAAGUGCAUUUCUCCCAACAAAUGUCGCUGUCGACCUCCUUUCUCUGGACCUCGCUGCGAGGAGAGGAAAAAGUCCCACUAGUGCACAAGGAUCAAACAAGGUUGUGGGGGUGAUUAUGUUUUUAUACUGGGACGUAGUUAGUUUUACAGCAACUGUGUGGAAAAGAUGCAUGUAGCCACUAUGAUGUCACCCUUAAAGUUAGUGAAGACCCGUCUUGGGAGUUUUAAGAACAGGCUGGAAACACCAUAAAACGUACCCUCUUUCUCACCUAUUUUACUGUAAAUGUGAACAUAACUUGCAAAUUUAACAUCAUGCUGUAGUCAAUAAAUGUUUUUUUAUAGACUUAUAUACAGUCAGACCGUGGGAUUUGUGGUCUCAGUGAUCUCUUUUAAAAAGCAGCUAAGAAGUCAUCUUUUCAAACUUCCU
Pelmatolapia mariae (spotted tilapia) is the source of this 963-nucleotide messenger RNA. It is a transcript of the gene seraf, whose product is annotated as Schwann cell-specific EGF-like repeat autocrine factor. The record is from RefSeq and is a predicted model, not a curated record. The transcript is spliced from 5 exons. NCBI's taxonomy places the organism in Eukaryota, Metazoa, Chordata, Actinopteri, Cichliformes, Cichlidae. The coding region runs from base 1 to 618 and encodes 205 amino acids.